Molecule: messenger RNA, 1073 nt
Organism: Wyeomyia smithii (pitcher-plant mosquito)
Lineage: Eukaryota; Metazoa; Arthropoda; Insecta; Diptera; Culicidae
Gene: MED21
Product: mediator of RNA polymerase II transcription subunit 21
Exons: 2
Coding region: 425-850 (141 amino acids)
Biological process (GO): regulation of transcription by RNA polymerase II
Cellular component (GO): mediator complex
Molecular function (GO): transcription coregulator activity
Source: RefSeq, a predicted model, not a curated record
GUCACGCGACGCUGUCAUUUUAUAGUUUUUAAUCGUGUCUCUCUGAUAGCGUGCAAAUUGUUGAGUAUUUUCUGUGCUUUCCGCAGUCGUCUUUGCCGAGAUCGUUUCGGAUUGUUAUCCUUCCGAACGGAUGCAAUAUUCGGCUGGGAGAUGAUCUGCACAUCCAAUAAUUUCUUGCAGAAUUGAAUCAUCGCUAAUUUCUGUACUAUUUAACUCUAGCAACCACUACGGGUUGCUAAUCCAAUUUUUCUUUGCUUGUUCAAUUUUCUUCCAGUCAUAAAACACAAAAUUUCUACUGCUGCACAGUGGCAUUCUCUUUUGCCCCGUAGCCUUUUCUGUUUUUUUUUAUUUUCCUUUUUUUGUGUUGACUAUUUCUGCCAAAAUUGACGAGGAAAAGCUGGAUUAUUCUAUCGUCUUCGAAGCGAUGGCUGACCGACUAACCCAGCUUCAGGACACGGUGAAUCAGCAAGCGGAACAUUUCUGUAACAGCAUCGGCAUCCUGCAGCAGUGCUCGGUUCCAAGUAAAUUUCCCGGUUUCGAACGAACCGGCUCUCAGACCCCUCAGCAAAAUCAACAAGAAGACUACGCACAACUGUUUUCCACGUUGAUCUCACGAUGUGCCAAGGACAUCGAUACCUUAAUCGAAUCUCUGCCCAGCGAGGAAAGUUCAAUUGAACAACAAGUGCAAGCUCUGAAACGGCUAGAAAUAGAAAACCAAGAGUCAGCUGAAAAACUAGAGGAAGUUGUGCGGAAGGGCGAACUGUUACUAGAAAAAAUUCAAGCUGCUCUAAGUGACAUCGCUCAGUCACAGCUUGAUAUGCAGUAUUCCUCUUCACCGAAGAAACAAUGAUCCAGUGCUAAAGCAACCGUUUUCACCUGACAUUCAAUGUACAAUGUGAACAACGAUUUAAGGCAGAAUAAACCCAUCAGAGGGAUUUCUUACAUCCAGUUUCCUUGUAUAAUUUCGUUCUGAUACGCACCGGUUCAAUAAGUGAUAUAUUUACACAUAAUGAAAACUAAUUGCAGCUUGAGCAUAAUUUGACUAAGUAGAAAUAUAAAAAAUACCACGUCAA